This is a messenger RNA of Ipomoea triloba (trilobed morning glory), 816 nucleotides long. RefSeq lists its product as uncharacterized. The record is from RefSeq and is a predicted model, not a curated record. The transcript has 2 exons. Lineage: Eukaryota; Viridiplantae; Streptophyta; Magnoliopsida; Solanales; Convolvulaceae. The coding region runs from base 1 to 816 and encodes 271 amino acids.
AUGUCUGAAACUGUCUACAUGAAGCAACCACCUAGUUAUAUUGAUGCUCAGUAUCCAGAUCAUGUUUGCCUACUUAAAAGAUCUUUAUAUGGCUUAAAGCAGGCUUCUAGAGCAUGGUUUAAUCGUUUGCACUCAUUUUUGCUCUCUGUUGAUUCUGCUUAUGUGUACCUCUUGGUUUAUGUGGAUGAUAUACUUGUCAUGGGGAGUGAUCUUGAUCUUAUAACUAGUUUGCUAUCCAAAUUAUCUGUUGCAUUUAAGAUUAGGGAUCUUGGUGAACCUGGUUUCUUUCUUGGUAUUGAGACAAUUAAAUGUGUUGAUGGUAUAUUGUUAUCUCAACAAAGAUACAUGAAUGAUAUUCUAAAAAGGGCUGGCAUGGCAGAAUGCAACGCUUUAUCUACUCCUAUUCUUACUUCAAACUCUAUCUCUUUCUGCACAGAUCUAUAUGAGAACCCUACUCAAUAUAGAAGUCUGGCAGGAGCGCUACAGUAUCUGACUAUCACUCAUCCAGAUUUAUCCUUUGUAGUAAAUCAGUUAUGUCAAUACAUUCAUGCCCCUACAACCUCAGAUUGGGAGCAACUAAAAAGAGUCUUAAGGUAUGUUAAAGGAACAGUUAACUUUGGUUUGCAUAUAAGAAAGUCAUCAUCAAGAGAAAUUCACGCCUUCUCUGAUUCUGAUUGGGAUAGUUGUCCCCAAGAUCAAAAAUCUACUAGUGGCGCGGCUAUGAUGUGUUCUUUGGGUCAAACCUUGUGUCUUGGGUCUGCAAGAAACAAAGAACUGUUGCCAGGUCCUCCACUUAAGCUGAAUAUAAGGCUCUAG